CUGAUGUGUUUUUGUUGUUCCGAUGAAGCUGAAUGAAUUUUCCGGCAUGGUCCUCAGGUUAAACAGAACCUUUAAGCUCUGAAGCAGUUUCCUGUCACGGAUCUCGGCGGAGCACCACCGGGAGAGGACCGUCAGCUGGCCGGUUCCGUUACAACUACCGAUGGAGGAGGGACGGAGCACCGGGAACGGGUCCAGCCGGGCCGCCUGGCUCCUCACGCAGGCCCAGGUGGCGGUGGCGGUGGGCGUCAUCAGGAGCAGACCCCCUGGCACCAGCGGCCGGGAGCACGCCGAGGAGCUGGGCCGCAGAAUGAGGAGGCAGGAGGCGGCGUGGAGGGAGACGGCCCAGGUGCUGCGGCAGGAGGUGCUGAGGCUGAGGCAGGAGCUGCUGAUGUCCAGGAGCCUGGUGGAGGCAGAGAGGAGCAGGCAGACGACAGCUGACGCCGUCGUGGAGGACACGUCUCUGGACCUGUUUGCUCCGCUUAGCGGUGCAGAUCCUCCACCAGACCGAGACUCUGAGACUCCUGACCUCCUGCUGCAGGAGCCGGCUGCUCCGCCUCAGCAGAGGCAUUGUGGGAGCGACGCGCUGCUUCCUCACAUGCGCUUCCUGCAGCACCUGUGCUCGCUGCAGCGCCUCGACGCCAGCAGCUCAGGCCUCCAGCCUCCAGACGGCGACGGCGGCUCGGUGGUGGCACAGACCGUCUGCCUCCUCCUGGACUCGGUGGCGGCCGCCUGCAGGGACCCCCCCGCCCUGGCCCCCCCCGACCUGCUGCUGCAGGCCUGCCGGGUGGCGUCCCGAGCCUCGGAGCUCCUCUGCUCGGCCGGCCGGCCAUCUGUGGACUUCAUGAGGCGUGUGGAAGAGCCGCUGAGGGAGCUGACUCAGAUGCUGCUUCACAGCAAACAUCCCAGCAUGGUUGCAGGGAAGCUGUCGGAGUCCCUGAUUGCCCUGGGGAGCUGCAGCAUAUCAAAGUCCUUCCUCAUCUGUCACAUCCUGUCGCAGAUCAGCUCUCUGGCUGAGCAGCUCUGGCAGACCUCCCAGGUGCAGGAAAGCUCAGUCCUUAGAAGAUUCCCCAUGGACCAGUACCAGAACUCUUUCCACCUUCUCUGGAUUCUGGAGAGACUCUUGCAGGACGCAGAGGUACCUUGGUGGAGGGCAGAUGUGGAGUCAGAGAAGAUGAUCUUCCUGCAUCACCUGGAGCAUCGCCUCUUUUUCUUAUCCGAGGAAUUUCCUCUGUUUUCCAUCUACAUGUGGAGGAUCGGAAACCUGCUUACAACAACCAAAUAACAUGUUUGACAGGGAAUAAGGGAGUUUGUUGGAAAACUGACUGAAUUUAAUUCUACAUUUGGUUUAAACUGUCUCAGAAGAUGAAUAAAUAUUGGACCUGGAAACAGGUUAAAAUGGGUCUAAAAUGAACUAAAAAACAAUUUGUUUUCCCACAUAGUUCAAAAUCUUUGAACAUAACUUGUUUUUAUUCUACUAGGAAAUUUAAAUAUCUGGGAUUUUGCUGGAUUUCUGUUUACUCAACAGAUUUAUGAAGGUUCUUGACUGAUUUCAAAAAUUGAUUUGUGACUCAAUUUUCAGAGCCAAACAAAGGCGAAGAGAUCCUUAUGUUCAAAUUAUCACCUGAACAACAUCUAAAAUUAAAGGUUUUAGAAUUUCGACCCCAGAUUUCGCCUCGGGUCGGUUGGCUGACCUGUGACGAUACGUGAAAAUUGCGUGCUUCAUAUUGUCUCAGUGCUGCCUUCACCUCCGCAGCAGCGGCGCCGACAGUUUCUGGUAAAGAUGCUGACGUUGCUUAGCAACCACACAUUUGCAUUGUUUGCACUUGGAUCCAACUGGUUGGCAUGGCAACCAGAAGAACAACAAGAAGAUCUGAUUUUUCUGCUGGAGAAAUUAAACAAUGAUUCAUCAUUGAGAGUUUUUAUUAUUCACCCUAAAAGUGUUGUAAAGAGGUAUGAAUUUUUGAUAAAAGGUAUUUCUUAAAUUAUAUGUUUUAAACAAGAUACAUUUUAUGGCAAUAAACAUAACAGGUGAUCACAGCAUGUAAAGACUGAGACGUCUGCCCAUCUGAACAGGUCCAGGAGGGGAACACACUCUCCUCAUGCCUCCCAGAUACCAACGUGUUCUCAAAGCCUGAACAGAUGCUGUUCAGGCCUUUCCUGCAGGAAAUUCUGCAGGGGUGGUUUAGUUAGAACACCUUUAUAUGAAAUGGACUGAAUGUAUAUAGAGUUUUAAAGGAGACAUAUUUAGAAA
Fundulus heteroclitus (mummichog) is the source of this 2251-nucleotide messenger RNA. RefSeq names its product meiosis-specific, MEI4 homolog (S. cerevisiae). The record is from RefSeq and is a predicted model, not a curated record. Lineage: Eukaryota; Metazoa; Chordata; Actinopteri; Cyprinodontiformes; Fundulidae. Gene Ontology annotation, cellular component: lateral element. Gene Ontology annotation, biological process: meiotic DNA double-strand break formation; homologous chromosome pairing at meiosis; spermatogenesis. The transcript has 5 exons. The coding region runs from base 161 to 1282 and encodes 373 amino acids.